CUCAUUCCCGGCUCCAUGCCAACCAUAAGAAUGCUUUCGGCCAAAUCCUAUCCGAUCUCGUGCCAUUUCCCGUCUUCCUUUCGCUCCCUCGUCAAUCGCCAAAACCCUAAACCCCAAUCUCUCCCUGCCUCCCAAAUCCCAGUCCUCGGAGCUCGAUCUAGACUUCUUCUUCAUCGAACCCUCAUCCCAAGAAGAGUUCUUGGCAUAAAUCCUGUGACUUUGCCACUUGGGAAGAGGGGUAUCCUCCAGAUAUGCCGAGAUUCCGUCGAAAGAGAGGAUUUUGAAGCCGGCCUCGGGGAGAAGGAGAAGGUUUUGGUGGAGAGGAGUGAGGAUGGCGGUGGGAGUGACUGGACCACGUCGGUUCUGCUCUUUGGGUUGUGGGCGGGGCUAAUGUAUUAUGUUUUCCAGCUCGCACCGGACCAAACACCGUAUAGGGAUAUUUAUUUUUUGCAAAAGCUAUUGAACCUGAGAGGAGAUGAUGGCUUCGUAAUGAACCAAGUGCUUGUAGCUCUAUGGUACAUUAUGGGUCUUUGGCCCCUAGUGUACAGCAUGUUGUUAGUUCCUACCGGAAGAAGUUCAAGAAGCAAGAUUCCAGUCUGGCCAUUCCUAUUAGUUUCAUUCUUCGGUGGAGCAUAUGCUCUUAUUCCUUAUUUUGUUCUUUGGAAGCCACCUCCACCAGCUGUUGGAGAAGAUGAGAUCAGGGGUUGGCCUUUAAAUUUUCUCGAGUCAAAGAUUACUGCUGCAGUUACAGUUGCUGCAGGCAUGGGCAUGAUCGUAUAUGCUGGUUUAGCUGAUGGAGAUGUGUGGGAGGAAUUUUACCAAUACUUCAGAGAAAGCAAGUUUAUUCAUAUCACAUGCAUUGACUUUUCGCUAUUCACGGCAUUCUCACCAUUCUGGGUGUACAACGAUAUGACUGCUAGGCGAUGGCUAAAUAAAGGUUCUUGGCUUUUGCCAAUUGCACUGGUUCCAUUCAUCGGUCCAGCGUUGUAUCUGCUUCUACGCCCGUCUCUGUCAGCGCUACCCAUGUUUACCUCUUCCACCACCGCAGAGAAUGAUUAGGUGCAGUCCCAUGUUAUUCUGCUUGUUCCAUCAGAAUUUGUUGGACUCCAAUCUCAGUGUUAGCAGAAGCUGAGGAUGAAUACGCCGAAGACUGGAUGCGGGACAAAUAUACGCCAUCGCUGACAACAAUAUGAUCAAAUGCCUUUUGUGGGGAUAUUUUGAAAGCCAGCUUGAGGCUAAUUCAACAGCACAAAAUACAUCCAAUCAAAUGUCAACUAAUUACUUGAACAAGAAAGUUGUAAAAAUGCUCUUUCGUAUGUAUGAUCGAAGAGAAACGGUACUGCAUCUUUGUCAUAUGCAUUUUAGAUACCCUGCAUUUAACUCA
Messenger RNA from Musa acuminata AAA Group (dessert banana), 1384 nucleotides. RefSeq lists its product as uncharacterized. The transcript is spliced from 6 exons. Bases 16 to 1059 code for a protein of 347 amino acids. Lineage: Eukaryota; Viridiplantae; Streptophyta; Magnoliopsida; Zingiberales; Musaceae. The record is from RefSeq and is a predicted model, not a curated record.